This is a messenger RNA of Suillus paluster, 484 nucleotides long. RefSeq lists its product as uncharacterized. Bases 6 to 308 code for a protein of 100 amino acids. The transcript is spliced from 6 exons. The record is from RefSeq and is a predicted model, not a curated record. Lineage: Eukaryota; Fungi; Basidiomycota; Agaricomycetes; Boletales; Suillaceae.
UCAUCAUGCCUCACCACCACCACGACCCCGCUGAAGCUUACGAGCAGGUCAACAAUGCACCUCACCAGGCCCAGCUCUCUCAUGAGUUGAUCGCCGCCGCCGCUUCUUACGAGGCAAUGAAAGCCUACAACAAGCACUGCGAGAAGAAUGGCAAACCUGCGAGCCACGACACUGCCAAGGAGAUCAUGGCUGCCGGCGCCGGAUUCUUCAUUGACCGUUUGGUCGAGACGAAGGGUUUGGACUACGUAGACAAGCAGAAGACGAAGCAUCAUGCCAAAGAAUCUGCCUUCGACAGGUCUGGUUACUGAUCGCCAGGAGCGCCUUAUGCAACCCAUUGACAAUACCCAACCAUACCAAUAUUGCUUAUCGUCAUGUAACAUGAAAGGAGUGACAAAUGUAACGAUAAUGUACAUAUGCACAGACGCUUUGACAUAUGCCCAUGUUUCAACAAUACUAUCACGAUCACGAUCGAUCCAUAUGAGCG